Caenorhabditis remanei is the source of this 345-nucleotide messenger RNA. RefSeq lists its product as uncharacterized. The coding region runs from base 1 to 345 and encodes 114 amino acids. The transcript is spliced from 2 exons. The record is from RefSeq and is a predicted model, not a curated record. NCBI's taxonomy places the organism in Eukaryota, Metazoa, Nematoda, Chromadorea, Rhabditida, Rhabditidae.
AUGAAAUCUUACAGAAAUUCCAAGAGUGGAGUGAAUCGUGUUUCCUCCAACAUUGAACGCGGCUCCGCCAGUGAAGGCCGUCACCAAACAAGCGUUUUCCGUUCCAAAAAAGGCGUUGACAUCCUGGCGGAGGAUUUUCAGCAUUGUGGAUUUUCCACAACCUCCUGGAGCAGCGUCAAGCAUGAUGUGGAAAGGGUUUUCCUAAAGAUGGAACCGGGCCUUCACACAAUCACGGAUGAGUGUUUGAUUCCGAGACAACUGAACAGAAGUCGGUCGAGACAAGCGAACAGAAUUCAGAUGGUUAAUUUGCUGAGGAGAAGAAAAGAGCAUUCUGGCCACGUCUGA